This is a messenger RNA of Cuscuta europaea, 1610 nucleotides long. NCBI's taxonomy places the organism in Eukaryota, Viridiplantae, Streptophyta, Magnoliopsida, Solanales, Convolvulaceae. The record is from the annotation of a GenBank genome assembly.
CCGAGUUCUAAUAGGAUGCGGAGAUCAACGUAUCUAGCUAGACCUAUAGAUGCAGCAAAAGAAUUCGGAAUAGCAUGCGUGAAACAUCCUUGGAUAGCAGAGUCCCGCCCGCCAUGGAUGAGCUACUACUCGCCGGAAUUCUACUGUGUCUGCCUCCCAAGUCGAUUUACCGAUUCAGGGUCGUCUCCAAAACAUGGAACAGUUUGAUCUCCGAUCCGUUUUUCAUUGAGAGAUACGACAGCAAGCGGCGGCGGCGGCAUGAAGGCGGUGGUUUGCUGGCAUUGUUCCAAAAUACAAUAGUGUGGCCUUAUUCCUCCCAACCGGACAGGUACGACCAGAAAUCUCUGAAGAUACUGCCUCUAGAUGCAAAUAGCAAAAUCAAGAACCAGUCUCCGGAACUAGGCCAAUUCAUCAAUUCCUCCAACGGUUUGAUCCUCUGCAGCGGCGCUCGUAACCACCGCGAGUUCCUCGUCGUCAACCCCGUUACGGGGAGGUUUGUAACGCUGCCACCGCCACCCCCGCUGCCGGCCGAAGAUGAAUAUGCGUUAAUGGAAUCACCUGUGGGGCUGAUGUGCGAGGAGAAUAAAGCUGAACUGACCGCCAAGUAUAUCGUCAUUCGAAACGAGUCUUCUCCCGAUGAAGAGGCUUUCAAGAUCCGGACUUACUCCUCCGAGACAGGCGCCUGGGCCGCCGAACCCAAAGUGAUCGCCGCCGACACUGCAGGGCUGGAACUCCACCUUAAGGCGUUUCCCUGUCCUCCUUUUGUGAUGAACGGUGUUUUCCACUGGUACACCAUUUUCAAGGAAAAACUAGUCCUUUACCGGCCCGCCGAAGAGCACCUCCAGCUCAUCAGCAACCCAGCCUGGUUUGACGGCAUGCUUUGGAAUCCUCUCUGCUUUACGACUAUUGCAAGGACAUCAAUCGAAGACGGUGAUGUGUUAUGGUUCGGCUUCAUGGACCCCGAAACCAUGAGACUUUUUAUGCUCACGAAGGGCACCGAAGAAAGCCGCGGCAAUGACAAUCAACCGCGGCCCUCACGACCCUCUAUCGUAGCUGGUCAAGAAUGGGUUUUGAUGUACCGUAUUAGUUUGAGUUCACUCUGGAACGACCGCCUCUUAUAUCCAUUGAAGUGGCAAAACCCUUGGGUGAGGAUAAUUUUCUUGGAUGCCUUUGUUCCGAUCAAUGACAAUAAGAGUAAGAAGAAGAAGAAAAAUACUGCUCCGUUUGACCUUAUUUUGAGGGUACAAGAAGGUGAUGCAUUUCUUUUCCACUUGAACACCAAAUCCAUUCAACCUCUUGUUAAGUAUGAAGCAUGUCCAACGAGUGGGGCAUAUGCAGUGCAUUCUUUAGCUCUUCAUCCUUACUUAGAACCAUCAUCUCUUUCCACAUAUGCUCUUUAGUUAGGUUGAUAUAAUUAUUGACAAAUUAUUCUAGAAAAGGAAUUAUAGAUAAAUUAGUUAAUAACUUGAAAGUUAUUAACUUGCUUUGACCGAUGUAAUUUAAAAAUUAUUGCUUUGCGUGUUGUGUUUUACGAGGUUCCUUUAACAUAUAUAAUGACGUUAAUUAUGUUUUUUAAAGGUUAAUUAUGUUAAUAUAAUAUACUUCCAUUA